AUGGCACUACGCCAGCUGCAUGGCGCAGCUAAGCUACAAGAAGUCACACGGUUGCUGGACUCUCUUGAAGCAGAUUUGCAGACAAAGCAAUUGACACCAGCUCUCCAAUUUUUGCAUGCAGAAACGGUCCAAACUCUCUUGCAGCUCCGACAGCAUGGCACAAACCCCGUUGACGCCGAUCCUAUAUACUCCAGCAAGGGGAUUGGGAUACUUGUCAAAUAUGGCGUAGACGGAGAGUCCCCGGAUGUCUGUCGUGCUGCAUUGCGAUGUGUCGCAAACGCCCUACUCCUUAACGGGAAGAUGCGCCAGGUCUUUGUUGAUACAGGAUACGGAGGGAAACUGGCUGAAAAGCUCAAGGUUGAUAACUCCGAUGACGAAAUGGUUACUAGUCGUAUCCUAUUCUUGUCAACUUAUGAUACGACGAUGGACUUCGAUGACUUGAUCCAGAAUCAUUCCCUUGGAGAGAAUGUCAAUUAUCAACUGAGUCGGCAUGCAAAGCAAUUUCCUAAGACUGGAAGGCGGCCGCUUUCCCAAAUGGAUGAGCUGGCACUUACUGACACGCUGAAAUUGAUCUUUAAUAUUUCCAAGCUGUUUGAUCUAGGUGCCGCAUUCUCCCCAUCUAUACCUCAUAUCCUAAAGAUAAUCAGUCGCAUCGAGAUUCCUGCAAAGCCUUUAGAUGGAUUGACUAGUUAUCUUAUCAACUCACUCUCCGUGCUUGAUCUCCAGGAAAAGAAAAGCAAAAUUUUCGAGGGUAAUCCUUUAUUUCCGACAUUUAAUCAGAACUGCAAUGCCGAUAAGUUGAUCAAUAUCCUUGACCAAGCUGUGUCGGCAUAUCGACCCGAAGACCUUGAAGAGAAAGCUAUUCCAUUACUUCAUUCGCUCAUCAUCAUAUACGACCUUGCCCCGGAGGGACCACGAAAGUACAUGCAAUGGCUACUUCUGCCCGAAAACAAUGAUCGAAGCCAGCCGAUCGGACGUUCCGACACCCUUGCGUCUAAGCUGCUCAAGCUCUCAACGAGUCCAUACGCGAAUCUUAAAACUGGAAUCUCGGAGCUUAUGUUUGUUCUCGCUGAUAAAGAUCCCGAGAAUUUAACAAGAAAAAUCGGCUACGGAUUUGCAGCAGGAUUCUUAGCAUCUCGCGGUCUGGAAAUCCCGCAGAGCGCGAAGGAGGCCUUUGCAAAUGAAGACAGUGGCCUCGAUCCAAACGUAAACCCAAUUACUGGACAGCGAUGGACAUCGGAGCCUAAAGAUACAGGUCCACCCAUGACUAUGGAGGAGAAAGAGAGAGAAGCGGAGAGACUUUUCGUACUCUUUGAAAGAGCGAAAGCAAAUGGUCUUUUGAAUGUGGAGAACCCUGUGACUCAGGCUCUUCAUGAAGGAAGACUAGAGGAAUUGCCAGAUGAUGCUGACAGCGAUUAA
Messenger RNA from Penicillium angulare, 1419 nucleotides. Its product is annotated as synembryn. Gene Ontology annotation, cellular component: cytoplasm. The record is from RefSeq and is a predicted model, not a curated record. The transcript has 6 exons. Gene Ontology annotation, molecular function: guanyl-nucleotide exchange factor activity; G-protein alpha-subunit binding. Lineage: Eukaryota; Fungi; Ascomycota; Eurotiomycetes; Eurotiales; Aspergillaceae. The coding region runs from base 1 to 1419 and encodes 472 amino acids. Gene Ontology annotation, biological process: G protein-coupled receptor signaling pathway.